AUGAGUUUACAAAUCGGUUUCAAACAAGUUUUGCGUAUCUCUCCACUACAGAAGACGUUUCGAUCUGCCGGAAGCAUUGCUAUCUACGAGAGACAAGCCAGCCAGUUAUGGUCACCAUCUUCUUACAAUCACGUUACCAGUCGCCUUGCAAGCACAAAAAGUUAUACACCAAAAACCGAAAAUAAGAAGUCUAAGGUGUCUGAUGAUCAAGAUGCGGUACAACUAUUCUACACUCAUCGGGAAACUGGAACUCUCACAAAACCGCUGGCUACUUCGUGCCUCAGGGACUUGGACAGAAGAAACCGCCACGACACUGGACUGGGAGAAGCCACCAUCAAGUGGAUGUGGAAUGAGCAUGACCGUUACGAAUUUCCGAGAGACAAGGAUCUUCUAGAUCAGAUGGUCAAGCACCUUGUCAAGGAGGGCAAGGAGGACAUGCUUUGGAACUGGAUCGAACAGAAAAGCCGAAAGACCGACUCUCUAGGCCCCAAGGAUCGAUUUGUGUGGAGAUCAGACGCCGUGAAAUCGCUCGUUAGAGCCAAAGCUUUUGCUUCGGAUGCCGACAACCUCGAUGGAGCGUUGGAAUCCUUCGAGCGUGCGAGACGUAGCACGUACUCUAUCCCACUUGCUCCAGCCAGAAUGACUAUGGCGCAGCUGCUGAUGAUGCCAAAGGACAAGACGGGCAUAGACUCUGUAGACAGCAAAGCCGAGAUGGAAACACCCAAAUGGCCAAACACGAGCAUAGAACUCUGGGAAGACUUCUUCAAGGGCACUGAUCGCCACCAGGAUGUCAGCGAACCACUCUCAGUCCAACUACCGCUAUAUCACCCUGGAGGACCGAACGCGAUGCCAUUUCUUAAGCAUUGUCGAUACCUAGCAACAAAGGAGGAUCUUGUCAGAAACAUGGCAAAGAGACCAUCGGUGACCCCUUGGAUUGCACGAGGUAGACAUGCCGAGGCAGUGUUACGACAACAAGGGCAUGAAAAGGAUGCCGAUUGGUUGGGAGAGUUCAUCCGAGACUUGCAUACGAAAGCGGAACCGCUCAGGAGGAAGGAGAAGUCCAGGAAGGUCGAGAAAUUUGCGAGAACCAAUAAGAAGUGA
Aureobasidium namibiae CBS 147.97 is the source of this 1101-nucleotide messenger RNA. RefSeq lists its product as uncharacterized. The transcript has a single exon. The record is from RefSeq and is a predicted model, not a curated record. Lineage: Eukaryota; Fungi; Ascomycota; Dothideomycetes; Dothideales; Saccotheciaceae. The coding region runs from base 1 to 1101 and encodes 366 amino acids.